Molecule: messenger RNA, 1754 nt
Organism: Labrus mixtus (cuckoo wrasse)
Lineage: Eukaryota; Metazoa; Chordata; Actinopteri; Labriformes; Labridae
Gene: ccna1
Product: cyclin A1
Exons: 8
Coding region: 1-1227 (408 amino acids)
Biological process (GO): mitotic cell cycle phase transition; regulation of cyclin-dependent protein serine/threonine kinase activity
Cellular component (GO): nucleus; cytoplasm; cyclin A2-CDK2 complex
Molecular function (GO): cyclin-dependent protein serine/threonine kinase regulator activity
Source: RefSeq, a predicted model, not a curated record
AUGAACUUCAGCUCGCAUGCCCAUUGUGGCAGUCGCACUAGCAAAGAAAAUAUCCCACAUUCAAUCAAGCCAGAAGUAUCGCAGGUCCAGCGGCCCAAGCAGCGGACAGUGCUAGGUGUGCUGUCAGAAAAUGAGCAGCGUUGUCGAUCCCAAAGCCAGGGAAGUCAGUUCUCCAAGCACAGUUCAAUCUCAGACGGCUCCCAGCUCACCUUUCUCGGCUGUCCCUCUAGUUCCAGCUUUGAUGUGUAUGUGGAAGAGGCCUGUGAAGUUGUCCUCGCAGCCUCUGGUCAAGAAGUUGUCUCAAACAGCUAUUAUGAGGAUGCAGAGACUGCUGCACUGCAGAAUGAAGGUGUGAGACUGCUCCUGGAACUGAGUUCAAUUUCAUGCCAGGAUGUUUCUAUGCAGUCUGAAAAUGAUAAAUACCUGAUGUCAGAGCAGGUGCUGUGUGUUUCCCAGUACGCUCAGGACAUUCACUGGCACCUGAGGGAGAGUGAGAUAAGGUUAAGGCCAAGGUCUGGCUACUUAGACAAACAUCCAGAGAUCACCAUCAGCAUGCGGGUCAUCCUGGUGGACUGGCUGGCGGAAGUCGUAGAGGAAUAUCAGCUUCGUUCUGAGACUCUGCACCUCGCUGUCAACUAUUUGGACCGCUUUCUCUCCUGCACGGCGUGUGUGAAGCGGGGCAAGCUUCAGCUGGUUGGCACAGCUGCAUUAAUGAUUGCUGCAAAGUACGAGGAGAUCUCCCCUCCCGAGCUGAGUGAGUUUGUGUACACCACAGACAGCACCUACACUAAGAAGCAGCUGGUCCGGAUGGAGCAUGUUUUCCUCCGAGUGCUAGCUUUCAAGAUGGCAGCACCCACUAUAAACCAGUUCCUUCAGCUUUUCAUGUCCAUUCAGCCUCUGUGUGCCAACUCAGAGAAUCUUGCACAGUAUUUAGCAGAAUUAAGCCUGCUGGAAAUUGAUCCAUUCCUACAGUACAACCAAUCAACAGUGGCAGCUGCAGCGUACUGCCUAGGUAUCUACACUAUAAACAGAUCUCUCUGGCCUGAUUCCUUACAUUACUUUACCGGUUAUACCAUGGAUGAAAUUGUUCCUUGCCUGAAUGAACUGCACAAGCUGUACAUAAGUGCUGAGAGUCGCCCACAACAGGCCAUCAGGGAAAAGUACAAGAGUUCAAAGUAUUGUCGUGUGUCAUUGAUCACUCCGCCUGCUGUUCUACCUUUCCUAUGACUCACUGCCUCGCCCGUCCUCUGAAACUCCUGCCAGUCCAUAAUUAAAUAUGAGACAAAAUAUUAUACUGCCAGUCCCAUGAGGGCCAUACUCCACUGCACACUUUAAAACCUUAUUAUUAUUUAAUCUUUUACAGCUUCUUCAAAUACAAUAAAUUAAUAAAAAAAUCAUGCAUGAGUUUAGAAUUUGAAUCCAGGUGAACAUGCAAGGUUUUACAUUCUGGUAAGUGAUUCAAUGUAAUUGUUUUAUAUAUAUUUUAUUUAAAAAAUACUUUUUUUCAGAAUAAUGCUGUCUUUAAAGUUUAAAUCACAACAUCCUCCAUAUUUGAUAGUCUCUAAUAUAUGCACAAAGUAUUAUAAAGUCAUUUUUGUAAGCUUUGGGCUACCUGCAUAUUUGUAUAACUUUUUCAGCCAUAGGCCUAUGUAUUUGAGCGAAAGAUAACACAUUACAAAAGCAAGCGAGUUGAAUGUUAUAUAUUGCUGUUCCUAUAAAUAAAGUUUCGAACUCUUGAUUUAUAAACAUUGUAA